This is a messenger RNA of Contarinia nasturtii (swede midge), 1282 nucleotides long. RefSeq names its product leukocyte elastase inhibitor-like. The record is from RefSeq and is a predicted model, not a curated record. The transcript has 4 exons. Lineage: Eukaryota; Metazoa; Arthropoda; Insecta; Diptera; Cecidomyiidae. The coding region runs from base 59 to 1165 and encodes 368 amino acids. Gene Ontology annotation, molecular function: serine-type endopeptidase inhibitor activity.
GAAACAUUUUUUAUAUUUAUUGUAAAAAUAUACUAUUUCUACUCAUUCUUGAAUUAAAAUGCUUACAUUCAAUAUUGCCGUUCUUAUAAUUUUGAGUUGGACAGCCACAAUAGCUGCACAAGUUCAAAUAGAAGCAAUGAGUCGAGGAUUUUACAAUUUUAGCGUUGACUUGUAUCAGCAAUGCUCCCAAUUCAAAUCUGGAAAUUUGGUAAUUUCACCAUUUUCAGUUGGGACAUCGUUAACUCUUCUUUCUGAAGCAGCCAAUGGAACGACAUAUGAACAAUUGAGAAAACAUUUGCACUUGAAUGGUGACAAGUCUGAUGUAGCUGAUAAAUUCAAAGAAUACAUUAAAAUAAUCAAAAGAAGUGCCGGACAAUCGGAACUGAUGAUUGCAAAUCAAAUCUAUGUACACGAAGGAUUCCAAUUGAAUCAGGAUUUUCGAAAAAUCGCUUCUGAUAUGUUGGGUGAAUCGACUACUGUUUUUAUGGUCAACACGAUCUAUCUAAAGAGCAUCUGGCUCCAACCAUUCCCACGACACAAAAAACCAGGUGGUGGCUUUUACGAUUGGAAGGAAAAUUUUUACAUCAGUGAAACGGAAACAGUUGAGGCCAACUUCAUGAAAAUGAAAAAGAAAGUUUGGAUUGUUGAUUUACAUGAAUUAGAUAUCGCUGCACUUAGGCUUGACUAUUUCCAAUCGAAUUUUUCAUUCAUAAUAAUUCUACCAAACAAACGAAUGGGAUUGUCUACGCUAGAAGCUCAGUUACAAAAUAUUAAUUUAUCUAAAAUUGUUGAAAAAAUGAAAUUUAUGGAAUAUGAAGUUCAAAUCCCGAAAUUCAAAGUCACGACUGAACUCCUUCUCAAUGAUAUUUUGAAAAAAAUUGGCAUGAAUGACAUGUUUGAAUUGGAAGCGAAUUUUAGUGGCCUUUUAAGCACUACCGUGCCACUAUAUGUGAGUCACGUCAUUCAUCAAGCUACCAUUGAAAUAAACGAAAAACUCAGUGAAGCUUCUGCUGCAACAGGUUCCAUCCACAGAAGAUUAAGUGGGACAGGUAUCUUCAGGGCCGAUCAUCCAUUCAUGUUUUACGUGUGGGACAGGGAAACUAAUACAACAAUUUUCAACGGUUGCAUUAAAAAUUUUCCGACGGAUAUAACUUUAAAACAAUGAGACAUUUCUAGAAGAUGUUUUCAUCUUUAGUCAAUAUCAAAAUAAAAAUGGAUUACAUUUUUUUCCAUGGGAACAUAUUUUACAACAGGUUCACGAUAGUGCCGACACAUUAACAUG